AUGCUGUCGAGACCGGCCGACCUCUCAGCCCUGGUUACCUUGAGUCAGAGCAAGCCCGAGGAAUUCUUCGUGGACGAUACGUUGCAUGUUCUGGUGAGCAAGCUCUUGAACUGCCGAAACGAGCAAGUGUCGGACAAGGACACCAAGCUGGAUGUACUUGCGAUCCUGGCUAACCUGUCUGGCUCUGGAGAUGCUCGCGCCAAAGAGGAAGUCAGGACCGCCCUACAGGGCGUGAGCGAGUGGUUUGAUGACUACCUUGCUGGGGAGCAAGGAGAUGGAUUGGAACAGGAGCCGGAGUUGCACAAGUCGAUGUUGCUUCUGCUGGCAAGAGCCUGGAACUACAAGCUCAAGACGGAGGAUUUGUUGGAGCUGACCCGAGGGGAUCGAGGUCUCGCAUUAGAUUCGGUGGUGGGGGUCCUGGAAGAUGGACGAACGUACGCGACCGAGCUCGUUCAGAGUCGCAAGCCAGGAGAGGGGGCCGUGGCGCAAUGGGAACACGAACUGAUCUGCCGACAGCACGAGAAGCCGUUGGUUCUACAGUUGUGCCGCCUUGUACGGGGCUUCACGCACCCCGCAUCGUACUUUGCGGGCGACGGCAACCCAUCCUCGAGCAAGAAUCGUCGCCACAGCCGGGGCACCAACGGGGGAAAUCGGCAAGACUUAGCUCUAUUCUCGGUGGACGAGUUCAGCGCAGAAAUGGAUAGUCUUCUGGAGAUUACUCUUCGCUCGAGGGUCAUCGAGAAGCUGUCGGUGGCCCUUGAUGCGUGCCUCUUCUGUACACAGUACGGCCAGGAGGCGUGUCCAGGGAUGGACGAGGAUGGAACGGCAAAGGAAACGGGGCUGGUUCAGACCCGGUGGGGACUACAGCCCGGCCCAACGCGAACGAGGAUACCUACAAAGACGUAUCACGUGGUUUGA
This is a messenger RNA of Ectocarpus siliculosus, 918 nucleotides long. The record is from the annotation of a GenBank genome assembly. Lineage: Eukaryota; Phaeophyceae; Ectocarpales; Ectocarpaceae.